Messenger RNA from Hypanus sabinus (Atlantic stingray), 11082 nucleotides. It is a transcript of the gene phc3a, whose product is annotated as polyhomeotic homolog 3 (Drosophila). The record is from RefSeq and is a predicted model, not a curated record. Gene Ontology annotation, cellular component: nucleus; PRC1 complex. Bases 278 to 2965 code for a protein of 895 amino acids. Gene Ontology annotation, molecular function: protein binding; zinc ion binding. The transcript has 16 exons. NCBI's taxonomy places the organism in Eukaryota, Metazoa, Chordata, Chondrichthyes, Myliobatiformes, Dasyatidae.
GCUCCAGACUCUGCGCACUGCAAUACGUGACUGCGCUUCGAAUAAUGUAUUCGGAACCUUCGUCUGCUCUUAUUAAAUAGAGGGGGAAGAGAGAGAGAGAGAUAGAGAUAUGCAAGAACCGUAACACCGGUCCGAUGCAGCCGAUUGCAGAGUCUCAUCCCGAAGAAAUUCCAGGUAACUUCUGCCUGAUAAUCUAUCAAGAAAAAAAAUAAUGCUUUGAAGCCUCACGUCACCAAUCGUUGCCUCUGAUGUGUUGAUUGUCAAGAAGUGCGCAGCCAUGGAGAACGAUCAAAGCAUAACAACUUCGACCACAACCACUACUGUCAAUACAUCUCCCAGGUCACAGGCGCCACAGAUCUCUGUCUACAGCAGCUCCGACCGACAAGCUGUCCAGGUGAUCCAGCAAGCUCUUCAUCGACAGCCCAGCACUGCAGCGCAGUACUUACAGCAGAUGUACGCAGCACAGCAACAGCACUUAAUGCUUCAGACGGCAGCAUUGCAGCAGCAGCACCUCAGCAGCACCCAGCUCCAGAGCCUGGCAGCCGUCCAGCAGGCCACCGGACGCCAGUCGUCUUCUCCUACAGGGAGCCAGCAAUCAAGUGUGUCACAGACUUCUAUUAAUCUCUCUCCCUCCUCCGCUGCUCCUCAGCUGAUGAGCCGCAGCCAGAGCGCCAACACCUCAGCCAGUGGGAUUACCCAGCAGGCCAUGUUGCUUGGCAACACCACCCCCACCUUGACAGCGAGCCAGGCCCAGAUGUACCUCCGGGCCCAGAUGCUGAUUUUCACUCCCACUGCUACUGUAGCCACUGUCCAGCCCGAUAUUCCUGUUGCUUCUUCCUCUUCUUCGGUGUCUGCACCCUCUCAGGUUCAGAAUCUAGCGGUUCGGAGUCAGCAGAUUGGAGCAUUGCCCACUGUGUCUCCCCAGAGCGUCCCACUGAAGAGCACCUGCCAGACCCAGCCGCUCCCAAUGAGUCAUCCAAAAGCAGCAGGGCAGGGUGCCUCGUCCAAGGCCAGCCUGACCGACUCGGGCUCUGAGAGCUCCAAGAAAGGGGAGAGUGUGACUCCGACCAGCCCUGAGCUACGUGUCUCUGCAGUCACCCGGCUGCCAAUACCGGCAAGCACACAGCAGCUCAUAGCUCCUGCCCCAUAUACCCCGAUGCAGCCUCACCAGCUGAUCAAGCAGCCGCCGUUGACACAGCAGCAACCCUCCCCGCCCAAGGCACCUCACCGUCUGCCCCCGGCGCUCCAGGUGCAAGCCUCCGAGGCUGACCCCGUUCAGUCAUGCCCACCACAGGCUCCUGUCCAGCCACCUCACUGUGUUUCCACCCAGGCGCACAGUCAGCCACUGAGCUCCCACCCCCAGGGCCAGCAGCACACAGUGGUGGUAUCGCCAGCAUUGCCCCGCUCACCCCCACCCCCUCCCCCCGUCCCAGCCCAGGCCGGCAUCAUUGUGCAGCCUCCUGCCCACCGCUCGCCGGUGGCCCAGAUUGGACCUCUGAGGCAGACCCGGCCCCCCACCCCCCUCCAGCGCCUCCCACUGCAGCCUGUGCGUGCACUGGCUGUGGCCCCCGAGAUUGUCUCCCCCACCCAGGUCCUGCCACAGACGGUGCUGCACUGCAGGGAGCAGAUGCCCGCUGCCCAGGCCCUGGUCCAGAUGCCCUUCCAGGCCCUACCUCCGCCUCAGACCAUCGCCGUCAACCUACAGGUCCAUGCAUCGCCGCCGGUGGACGUACCCCUGGUGUGCUCGGUAGAAGACACCUGCGACCAGGAGAUGAGGGAGGAGCAAGACGAGUGCUUCGCGGUGCAGAGAGCUUCCUCGCCACUCACCUCCCACUCCGAAUCCUCCAUCUCGGCAGCUGAAGGGGAAGCACAGACAGCCGAGGACGUUUGCCAAGAACGAGUGGGGACGCCGGUCAUAACACCGGCGAGUGCCUCAGUCAUCAGGUCCUCUGCUGACUCUCUGCAGCUGUCCAGCACCACCUGCCCCGCCAGCCCGCCUGCCAAGCUGAAACCCAGCGGAGCCGCUCCCACCCCGACUAACUUGCCGGGAGCCGACAACAAGCCACCCCAGGCCAUCGUCAAACCGCAGAUCCUGACACACGUCAUCGAGGGAUUUGUGAUCCAGGAGGGACUGGAGCCAUUUCCCGUGAGCCGUUCCUCACUGCUGACCGAUCAGCCCGUCAAACAGAAGGUGCCAUGUGAGGAUCCAGCCACUCCCCCUGCCCCUGUGCAGCCAGUUGGGGAGCUCCAGAGUAGCGCUAGAAAAUCGCUGGAAGAGUCCCUCGACAGCGAUGUGGAUGACCUCACUGCCGAAGAAGGGAUGGAGGGCGGCGACCCACAUAUGCUGAAGUGCGAAUUCUGUGGUAAAAUGGACUAUGCACACAAGUUCAGAAGAUCCAAGCGAUUCUGCUCCAUGUCCUGCGCCAAAAGGUACAAUGUAGGCUGCAGCAGGCGGAUGGGGCUUUUUAAGUCUGACAAGAGCUCACGGUGGAACAGAAAGCCGGAGCCUCAUGUGUUCAGUCGACGGGGGCGGAGAGCCAGCAUUCUUGAAGGAGCGUCAGGAGACCACUUUAUGAGACAGACACCAGUUGUUUUCCCUCCCGCAGAAGAGGCUUUGGCCACAUCCAACCCACCAGUGCCUGAGGAGGCUGUGAGUGUCGCUAUGACGACUCGCCGGCGCCAAAAUGAGCGGGAGCGGGAGAUGCGCGAGCUCAGGAUGAGGGAGGCUUCGGAAUAUGGUGAUGUGCUACACGCUGACCCGACGACCUGGACUGUCGAUCAUGUGUGGGAGUUCAUACACUCGCUGCCAGGUUGUAAGGACAUUGCGGAAGAAUUCCGAUCGCAGGAGAUUGAUGGGCAGGCUCUGCUCCUGCUGAAGGAGGACCAUCUCAUGAGUGCCAUGAACAUCAAGUUGGGUCCAGCACUGAAGAUCUGUGCGCGCAUCAACAUGCUGAAAGAGUCCUAAUCUUCCUUGUCUCCAGUGUAAAAGCUGCUAGACCCUUCCAUUUUGCUGAUUUUUAAGAGGACACACAUUAAUAUCUGGGCAAGGAAUUUGGUACGACUGUAUACCAUAUAUUCCUGCAAGGACCUUGUGUUGGAUUCCUAGGAUAUUACCUCAGGAUUCCUUGUCUUCACAUACAAAAUCUUCACAAACUCAUCAUGACUCUUCAAGGGAAGUUACCCUUGACAGGCCUUUGCAAAUGCUGAAACCCAACAAUUCAGUUCUUCCCCACGUUUUGCCAAAGCGGCUUUAUUUACCCAAUUGUGAUGUCAUCUCAACCAACAGGACCUUCCUCCUCCAGCCAUUGCUGUUCAUCAGCUUUUUAUUGACUGGAAUCAAAAGGCAUUCUGGUUCAACUUCUUGGUUCACAACCUCCUGUUGUUUUCCUCCAUUUCAUUGGGUGACAAGAAACAUGGUUGCCCCUUGAGUUGGUGAGCCAUCAUGUCCACACCACCCUUGGGAGAAGUGCAGUUAGAUAGCUUGUUCUGUCUUCAGUGGGCUCUAAAAAAUCUGUCUGAACACCAAGACCUCCCCAGGCCUGAACUAGUCCAUACAAAUUACCAAUUCCUUGAGGCUUGCUUCAGAGUUGGUCUGUACCCACUCAAGUUCAGGAGGGUAGAUUUGUAAAUCAGGAGGGCAUGCUAGAUUUAUUUAUUCUCAGCCAAAAGUGGCUCCCACCAAAGUACGUGAGUGCAUGUACAUGCAUGUUUGUGGGUACAUGGGCACACAUGUUUGUGUGUGCAUUUGACAUUGUUGUAGUUUCAGAGGCAUGUGAAAGGGAAACUCAACUCAGACAGGGAGAAGUGGUUCUCAUAGAAAUUUCAGACUCCUUCCUUGCUGACUGUGGUGGUCAUUGGUGAUUGGAGCCUAGUAAUGAAACAGCCUGCCAGCAUGUGACGCUAGAUCCCACCGUCUGGACUUCCUCCGUUCCUUUUCCUCUUACAAUUUUCGGGUGUUUGGAACCCAACCCUGGCCAACACUACUGAUGUAUCUUGGGGACAUCCCUUUCAAACAGAGAUGAGGAUGAAUUUCUUUAGCCAAAGGGUAGUGCAUGUAGUGGAAUUCAUUGCUAAGGUUGGGUGUGGAGGCCAAGUCAUUGGGUAUAUUUAAAGCAGAGGUUUAUAGGUUCUUGGUUAGUAAGGGUGUCAGAGGUUACAGGAAGAAGGCAGGAGAAUAGGGUUGAGAGGGAUAAUAAAUCAGACAUGACGGAGCAGAUUUGAUGGGAGGAAUGGCCAAAUUCUGCUCUUUCGAUCUAGCUGUAGCACGUCAGGUUGCCUGGCUUAGAGAACAGUAGUGUCCAGCAACGCAGAAUGGAAUGUUAAUCCUCUCGAGGAGUUUCCAAAGACUUUCCCGAGGCUCAGCGUUAUUUUUUCCUAAGUGCCAAAGAUUUUGGUGAUGCUCCCAGGAGAUGUUGGAGAGAGCUGCACUGGUGGAAGGGUUACAGUUCAGGAGGAGACUUCAAGUUUGGCUCUCUGUCUGCUCUCUGAGUGAAUGUAAAAGAUCUCACAGCCAUUGUUUCAGGCCAAGAAUCUGCCUGUAUUUAUCCCCAACUUAACAUUGUAAAUCCAGAUGGCCAAGUCUUUACUGAAAAUCCAAAAAGCAAACUUUAGCUUCUGAAAAUCUAAAGUAAAGCCUAAAAAUGCUGGCAAUACCUGGUGACAAAUGGGAGGCGGCACGAUAGCAUAGAGGUUAGCAUAACACCAUUACAGUGCCAGCGACUUGGGUUCAGUUCUGUCUAUAAGGAGCUUGUAUGUUCUCCCUGUGACUGCGAGGACUCCCUGUUCCUCCAGGUGCUCCAGUUUCCAUAAGACAUUAAGACAUUUGGCCCAUCAUGUCUACGCUGCCAUUCCAUCAUGAUUGAUUUAUUAUCCCUCUAAAACCCAUUCUCCUGCCUUCUCCCGGUAUUCUUUGAUGUCCUUACUAAUCAAGAACCUAUCAUCUCUUGUUUCCUUCCACUUUCCAAAGAUGUCUGGGUUAGUGGGUUAUUUGGUCAAAUGGAUGUAAUUGGGCAGCUUGUUGGACCAGAAGAACCUUUCACUGUGCUGUAUCUCUAAACUAAGCUGAACUCAGCAGGUCAGGCAGCAUCCGUGGAGAGAGAAACAUGCAACAUUUCAGGUCAAGGACUCUUCAUCUGAAUAUCCAGACCUGGCCCUAAAAUUGUAACUGAUAUCCUUUCUGUAUAUGCAGUCUGACCUGGCCAAUUCAUUAUCCAGGGAUCAUACUGGGUCCAAAAUAUCUGAAGAUUUUCUUCAUUGUAACAUGACCUCCCUUUAAAAGGCCAGCCAGUAGGUUAUUAUCCUGAAGGGGAGAUGAGAGCAAUGCCUUGUGUCCUGGGGUUUCUAACUUUUUUUUUGCUUUUUCAUCAAAGUCAAAGUCUAGUUCAUUGUCAUAGAUAAGUACAUGUGUGCACAGGUACAGUGAAAAACUUAUUUGAAGCAGCAUCACAGGCACAUAGCAUCAGAUCAGCAUCAGAAAAACACAAGUUAAAGAUAAAUUUGACAACUGUUACAAGAAAGAAUACUGUUUCAAACAGGAGAUACCUUUUAACACAGAGUGAUCACAGGGGCCAUAAUGCUGUUAAACUGUGUUGAUUAGGGUUAUGCUGGUUGGUUUAAGAACCGAACGUUUGAAGGGAAGUAGCUGUUAAUAAUUUUAAUAUAUUCUCAGUUCAUUCCAGAAGCUUAUUCCUUCAUCGUUAGAACUUGAUGUUUUCAAUUAUAUGUAAACUUCAGGUGUUUAACUGUGGAAUGGAAGUUGGACUGAUCUCUGUAAUAGAUUCUCAUUCCGCAGAGCCAGGGUCAGGCAAGUCCACAAACCAUGUUAUUUAUUUAAUUAGUGAUACAGUGCAGAACAGUCCCUACCUGCCCAGUGUGAGCCACACUGCUCAGCAGCCCAUCUGUUUAACACUAGCCUAAUCAUAUGAAAGAAGAGCUUAUCAUAGUAGGAGUGUUUGAUGGCUCUGAGCCUGCACUCACUGGAAUUCAGAAGAAUGAGUUGGAGUUGUCACAUUGAAAGGCCUCAGAAGAGUGGAUGUUUCCUAUGGUGGGGGAGUCUAAGACCAGAGAUCAGAGCCUCAGGAUAGAGGGAUAGAGAUGAGUGGGAAUUUAUUUAGCUAGGGAUUGGUUAAUCUGCGGAAUUUGUUGCCGCUGUCUGCUGUGGAGGCCAAGUCAUUUAAGGCAAAGGUUGAUCAGUCCUUGAUUAAUCAGGGCAUGAAGUGUUAUAGGUGGAAGGCAGGAGAUUGGGGCCUACAGGGAUCAGUUAUGAUGAAACGGAGCAGACUCAAGGGGCCAAAUGGCCUCAUUCUGCUCCCAUAUCUUAUGGACUAAUCACAGGACAGUUUACAAUGACCAAUUAACCUACUAAUCAGUGUGUUUUUGUAACUUGGGAGGAAACUAGAAUACCAAAAGAAACUCAGGGAAAGGAUGUACAAACUUGUUGAAGACAGCGCUGGAAAAGAACUCCAAACUGUGAUGCUGCGAGCUGUAAUAGUGUUGCACUAACUGGUAAGUUCCAUGCUUUCUGCUUUGAUUUAACCAUCACUGCAACAUGCAUUGUGCUUCGCCUGUUCAGUAGCGUUUCCUUGAACAUAAAGAGCAUAACGCCCAGUGGGCACAACCAGCAGCUGCUUGUUCUCUUCGUUGUUAGAGCUGAGAGGGACAGGAAUCAUUUACCCUUGUUUGAAUAUGCAGAAGCUUCUCUUUGCCUAUCUGUACCAAGGUCUUGAUUCCUAAUCCAAAUAGAAUGGGAGCCAGCUGCACAGUCAUUAAUGCCUUUUUCCCACAGUGGAAAUCUCAUCCAGUAGAAGGCAAAGUUUUAAAGUUAGAAGGAGAAAGCUAAACGGAGGUUUGCAUACUAAGUUUUUUUUUUACAUGGAGAGUUGUGUCUGGAACAGCUAUUCAGGGGAAGUGGUGGAAGCCAUGUUUAAGAAGCAUUUAGACAGGCUCAUGACAGACAGGAAAUAUAUUGGGGGAGUCUCGAGCCAGAGGGCACAGCCUCAGAACAGAGAUGAGCAGGAAUUUCUUUAGCCAGAGGCUGGCAAAUCUGUAGAAUUCAUUGCCAUAGAUGGCUGUGGAGGCCAAGUCAUUUAGGUAUAUUUAAAGUGAAGGCUGAUGGGUUCUUGAUUAGUAAGGGUGUGAAAGGCUAUGGGGAGAAGGCAGCAGAAUGGGUUUGAGAGGGAUAAUAUCGGCUAUGAUCAGAUAUUGAUGGACCAAAUGGCUUAAUUCUGCUCCUAUGUCUAAUGCUGUUAUGGAGUAGAGGGAUUAUAUAAUAUAUGCAAACAGAUGUGCAGUUCAAAUUGACAUCAUGGUUGCCAUAGAAAUUGAGGUGCAAAGGGCCUGUUCCAGUUCUGUACAUAGCUGUGGUGCGGUUUGGUAGCAGAGCAUUUAUCAUAAUGCUUUACAGCGUUAGUGAUUCGGGUUCAAUUCCCCACCGCUGUCUGCAAGGUUUUGGCUUGUUCUCCUGUGACUGCUUAGGUUUCAUCUGGGUGCUCCAGGUUCCUCCCACGUUAUAAAGACAUUGUUAAGUUAUGGGCAUGCUAUGUUGGUGCCAGAAGUGUGGUGACACUUGAAAGCUGCCCCCAGCAUAAUUUUGGAUUGUGUUCAUUGUUGACAAAAAUGACACAUUUCCCUGUACAUUUCAGUGUACAUGUGACAAUUAGAGCUAAUCUUUAAUCUUUAUCUGAUCAAGUUGGGUAUAUAUUUUGACCCAUUCAAAGGCUGCUUCUGUCAACUCAGGACAGUGUGCUCAGUAUCACUGCCUCAUACCGUCUGUCCUUGAUGUCUGGGCAUCACAGUGAGUGUGAUUCCCUACAGAUGGUUCAGGAUUGGUUCGAAUGAGUAACAGGAAGGAUUAGUAGUCAGUUACAGAUGCCAUGCUGGGUUAGGUAUUAGUUUUAUCCUAGAGCAGAGGUUCUCAACCUAGGGUCCAGGGAUCCCACAGUUAAUGGUAGGGGUCCAUGGUGUAAAAAAUUUUGUUAUUUCCCCCCCCCCCCCCCCGUCCGAGAGAAAAUCAGUUCUCUGAACUGAAAACAGAACCUUGCGAAGGAUGAUGAGAGGUGACAUGAUAGAGGUGUUUAUGGUGAUGAGACAUAGAUCAAGUAGAUAACCAGAGACAUUUUCCCAGGGUGGAAAUGGCAAAUGAAGUGAUUGGAGGAGAGUAUAGGAGAGAUGUCAGAGGUAGGUUUUUUACACAGACAGUGCCGGGUGCAUGCAACACACUGCUAAGGGUGGUGGGUGAGGAAUAAUAUUAGGGACAUUUAAUCUUAGAUAGGCACAUGGAAUGGAGGGCUGUGCAAGAUGGAAGCUUUAGAAUGGGCCAAAGGCCCUGUAUUGUGCUGUUCUGUUCUGUUUUUGAGAACUUUUCCUUCAUGUCAUUAACUAAUGGAGCACUUGGAAAAUCAAUGUUUCCUGUACCCUCUUCUCCAUACCUUGAUGUUUGUCAGUGGAGGUGCAUUAUAAGGGUCACGUGGCUCGUGACACAAGAACUUUGUUCAAAAUUAUUGUUUUUUUCUUUAAGACUGAACGUCCCUUUAAGUGCAAUUACACUGAAAAUGCAGUGGAUUGCAGGUGUCAAAUUGGCUUAUUGCUAUCACAGUGUGCUUUGGAUGCCAUCCGUGCAGAUAACUUUAUUACAACACAGUUAGUACACGGUUAGACAACAGAAUGUAGAAUGAAGUGUUACAGUUACAGAAAAAGUACAGUGCAGGCAGACAGUAAGUUACAAGGGCAUAAAGAGGUAAACUGUGAGGUUAUGAGUCUAUCAUAUACUAGGGAGCUGUCUUUUAACAGUGGGAUAGAAGCUGUCCUUAAGCCUGGUGGCACGUCCUUUUGAUCUUUUGUCUCUUCCACCUGAUGGCAGGGGGAAAAGACAGAAUGUCCGGAGUGGGUGGGGUCUUUGAUUAUGCUGUCUAUUUUACUGAGGCAGUGAAAAGUGUAGACAGGGUCCAUGGAAGGGAAAACACACAGAAAAUGCUGGUGGAACAAAGCAGGCCAGGCAGCAUCUAUAAGAAGAAGCACUGUUGAUGUUUCAGGCCAAGACCCUUCGUCAGGACUCACUCUCUCUCUGUAGUUUCUUCCAGUCUCAGACAGAGCAUUUACUGUGCUACAUCUGAAUGAGAUCCUUUCUAUGGUGCCUAAUAAAAAUUGGUGAGGGUCACUUUUCUUUAUUCCUUGAGAGGCUAGAGGCACUAGUGAGCUUUCUGGUCUGUGGCAUCCACAUCACUGGACAAGGACAGGGUAUUUCUGAAGUUCACUCUCAAGGUGGUGGUUUCCAAGUUAGGUGCAUGUGAUGACAUGAUAUCAAGUCACAGGUAUCUAGCCUGGUUUGGGUGUUGUCGAUAGAGAGGAAUAAUUGGAAAAGGCCUCAACAGCUAGAAUAUCUGUUAGGGUCUCUGCUGAUGCUGCCGUAACAGAGAACUUGCUGGCAAGUGUGCCUGGUGGCACGGUAGCGUAGUGGUUAGCACAACGCUUUACAGCACAGGCGACUCAGAUUCAGUCGUGUUGCUGCUUGUAAGGAGUUUACGUGUACGUUUCCUCUGGUUUCAGUUGGCCGGUUAAUUGGUCAUUCUAAAUUGUCCCGUAAUUAGGCUGGGAUUAAAUUGGGAGAUUGCUGGGUGCCAUGGCUCAAAGGGGUGGAAGGGCCUAUUCCAUGCUGUAUCUCAAAACACAAAGCAGCUGAACUCAGCAGGUCAGGUCGAAACACUGAGCAGUCGAUGAUUCGGGCCAAGACCCUUCAUCAGGCCUGGAAAGGAAGGAGGCAGGUGAUUGGUGGGAAGUGACAGAGGGUCUCACUGAACUCCCUUCAAACAGAAGAUUUAAACUUCUUCAGGGUAGACAUAUUUUGAACAAAAUUCACAGUGGAGCAGCAAAUCAUAAACACAAGAUGCCUGGUGGCAUAGCAUGGCUUUACAGUACCUGUGACCAGGAUUCAAUUCCAGCCACUGUCUAUAAGGAGUAUCUGCUUUUGUCCAUUACCAUAUGGGUCUCCUCUGGGUGCACCAGUUUCCUCCCAACUUCCAAAGAUGUGAGGUUCAGUAGAUUAAUUGGUCACAUGGGUGUAAUUAAGUGAAGUGGUCUUGUCAGGCCAGAAGGGCCGGUUACCAUAAUGUAUCACUAAACUAAAUUAAGAGGUUCUGCAAAUGCUGGAAGUCUUGAGCAGCACACAGAAACUGCUGGAGGAGCUCAGCAGGUCAGGCAGUGUCUCUGGAGGGGAAUAAACAUGACAUUUCAUGCUGAGACUCUGGUGGAGUGGGCCAGUGCUGUUCGCUGGUUAAUCUAAAGGUGAAGAGCCCCUGCCUUGGCAUCACUAUUGUCUACUGAACUGUGGCUCAGCACAGGGCUGAAGAGGAGAGGAUUUAUAAGCCCUGUCCACCACACGUGUCAAAAUGACAGCUCUUUAAAAUCGUGCAUUCAGUUCCUCCUGUCCUGGGCCAAUUGCAGAUACAGCCACUUCCAUUUUAAAAACAGUGCGGGUGGAAAAGGCUGAGAGAUCAAAUAUGAUGGAUUAUGUUCCAGCUCCCUUCCAAGAUGAUGUUGGCCCUGUCACUACAUCAUAGGAGCCGAUGCAAAAACAGUGAACUUUUUAACAUUUGGAAACUGCUUUACUGUCUUUAUUGCAAUUUACAAGUGUUUUUCUUCUAAUGUAUAGUAUCGUUCUAAUUCCAUUAAACACUUGUAGGCCCUUCGAGCUGCUGCCAAUAUUGUCUCUGAUGGUUUUGAGAAGACAUUUUGAUUUAGAGUUGGCGAUGUAAUACUGGCCUACCACCAACACUGCAGAGCUGCCCAAUAUCUGGUGCAGGAGCAGCCAAAGGUACAUGUUAGCAUUGACUUUCAUUUCUGUUGCUUUGAGGUGGUACGACCAAAUACCACCCUCAAUGAUGUAAUCCCAGUUGGUUUGUGUGCUAUCCCUGCCAAAUCAUGUAUCAGUUUUUCCCCUCAGAUGAAUAAUUGCAAUAUACUGUUUUGUACAAUGGUGUAUUUUUUAUCUGUUGAAUGUGCAAUAGUUGUUUAAGCAUCUGCUUGGGUGUUGCUGUGCUGAACCACAGCUGUGACGAAGAUUUCAUGAUUAAAUGCUGUCAAAAGCAA